Messenger RNA from Rotaria sordida, 546 nucleotides. NCBI's taxonomy places the organism in Eukaryota, Metazoa, Rotifera, Eurotatoria, Philodinida, Philodinidae. The record is from the annotation of a GenBank genome assembly.
AUGCCGAAACGAAAAUGUUGUGAACAUCCGAUAAAGCAUGAAAAAUCUACACGUGUACCAAAAGGAGUAGUGGCUGUGUCAUCACAGCUAUCGAAAUUUUUGAUUUCUCAAUAUGAUGUGGCUUACACCCGAAUUUGCUGGUUAUGUCCAAGAUGUCAUGCAUUUGAAUCGAAGAAAAUGAUGACUCAUCAAUCAAUGGAAUUCAACGACGAUGAAAGUCCAAGUGGUGAUGAACUCAUGACAGAAGAUUCUUCUGUCAAUGAUGGCGAAAAUGAUGAUGAUUCUGUCAAUGUGGAGUUUAAUGAUCUGAAUGAAGAAGAGAAACAGAAUCCUCAUAUGGACAGUGGUAUCAUAGCUGAGUCAAAUGACGAUGAUGAUGAAUCACCACGUAUGGAUGAAGAGACAGGUCAUGUUUUCUAUGAACUCGAACACCAGAAAGACAAAGCAAUGGAAGAAUUAUCAAAUAUAUUCAAGCUAUUGAACAUAGGCCCGAUUCAUGACAGGUUAGUUUGUAAAUUUAAUCCGAAUUUUCCGGAACGACAUUGA